AAGUUAGUGGUUGGUGCUGCGCUCGUCGUCGCGAUAACGAAAUUUGAACAAAAAACUCGCCAAAAGUUGUAUCCCUACGCUUAAAGUUGUCCUUGCGUGUUUUUAUUGAACUUUCACAGUUCAUUUUCAAUCAAAUAAACAAAUUAAUGAGCCGCGUGCUAUACAGUAGGUUCACAUUGACGCAUUUUGCAAGAUUGAAAGUAACGGGCAAAUCGAGUUCGAAUUAACGGUGUACACAGGAAAUUUGUUUUCGGAUCUUUUUUACCCCUCCUAACUUGGCCACAUACUGGAAUGACGAAAGCCAGUGUUCACCAACAACGAAAUUCAAUAAGCAGAAUGGCCUCCAGCAAAAGUGUAACCACCUUUGGCUGCCUUCUGGUCCUAAUUCACAUUUUGACACCCACUUCUGCCAAUGUCCACCCAGUGCUUACGCACAAGAAUGCCUCCUCCCUGCUGGGCCAGUUGGUCACCUCGAGCACACUGGUCUGGGAGAGCUACGAUCAGAAGGAUGCCACUCAGCUCUCGUUUGCAGUCGAGGGCGGAAAGUACAUCACGGAGGACGAGCAUUAUCCGAUUUAUGUUUGCCGAGUGACAAUCGACGGGGUCCACACCUCCGGCCAUACUGAGAAGAUCCUGCAGGCACACAAGUGUGUGGCGGCCCACUACAAGCAUGGAAAGUACGAUAACUUUGAUGUCCUGAUGAACAAGGGACACCUGGGCAAGGUCGGUUGGAAGCACUGGCGCAAGUUUGAUGCUGGCGUCCCCGUAGGUGCUAUUCGGAUUGGUGAUGACUCGUUCAUUGGCCGCCAUCGGGCCACUCAUCAACAAAGUUCGGAGGGUAUUGCAACCCAUUGGGGGGCAGACUUCAACCUGGGUCGCCUAGAUCCGCUUGGUCUUGGAAAAAUUAUGGUCAUUGAGAGCGAUCGUGAGAAGUACUACGACGAAGGCGAAGUACUAAUCGAGACGGAACCGUUCCGCUAUGAACUGAGGGACAUUAAGUUGGAUCGCUUACGCACCGAUCUGCGACAGAACCUAACCGAGCUGGCUACUGGUAAAUUGGAGAAUCUUGGCGACAAAUACAGCACAGUGGAGACAGUGAUGACCUACAGCUUCGACUAUAUUCAGUACUGGGGAUCCCAUGAAGGUGUGGCGCGUGGAUUGCCCACAAAAAUAUUCGAGAAGGAUAUCAUUAUCCCUGCGGAAAUCAACUGGGCUUUGAAAACGAGCGAGAAACGAUUCGAAAACAAGGCUGUUCAUACCAAGCUGUGGCCAGGAACAGCCAUCAAUGUGACGUUGCGUGGAACCUAUGUGACUCUGGAGGCGCCUUACACUGCCAAACUGUUCGCAUUUUAUUAUGGCAGCGAAGAUAGCGUUUCGCGGAAGAUAAGCGCAGAUGUUCGCAAAAGCUACUUGAAGGAAGUAAAGCUGGAGUUCAGCCCUGUCUACUGGAUUGAAAACGGUACGCUUGUUCCUACAACGACAACGACAACGACAUCCACUUCGACCACAACACAUGCAACCACCACCAGCACCAACGAACCAACACCGAUAAACGAGCCUCCACUGGUACAUGUGAAGCAUAUGGGUGAGAAGCACUCGGGGCCUGAUACACUGGAGAAAACAUUGCACGAUUCGCCGGGGAGCAAUGAGGUAAACACGCACGUGGCGCCUGAGAAUAUGUCCUCCAAUCCUGGCAAGGACGUGGCGCUGGCCGGCUUUGGUGUGAACGCAGCGGAAUCGAUUUCAAUUAGAGGAUCUGCUUUCUUGACGCUACUCCUCACGCUGUUCUUGAGUCUGUAGAUGGAAUUGAAAUCCGGACUAAGCGUAGCGUUUAAUUGUUGUUGUUGUACCUGUUGUACCCGUCUUUGAGAGUGAAUGGACAAGAGAAAUGAGAAAUGAAGAAAAUUAAAUAAGAGCGAACGAUUAAGGGACGAAGCUAGACAGAGAGAGAAAUAUGCGUAUAAGAAAAUUCGAAGGGAUCGGACAGCUGUUCGCAAAUGUGGAAAUGGGCAAAUGGAAAGCAAAAGUUGAUAUUUUUAUAAUUGUCCAAAGGCUUUUCCUUCUCCAUGAAAGUGGGUACCAGAAAUCCAAUUUAAAAUUAAAAUGUAUAACAAGAAACAAAACAUUCCUAAACGAAAUCCCUCACAAAAAGAAAUGAAUCAAAAGUUUAGAUUGUAGAUUACUUGUGUGAAGAAUACUUGAAACGUUUUAAGUUGCUUUGCAAAACAGAAUGUUUUAUGAUUUCGAAUGGCUUCUCAUUUAUUUAGUUUGCUAAGCGGUAAUCAAUAAAAAGUAGGAAAAGUAAUGACAAAUGAAUGGACAACUGUAUUAGCGGGAAUAUUAUAUUAUGCGUUUAAUAAUACGAUGUAUGUAUAGCCAUAUACAGCUUAAAUGUAAAACCUAUGUAAAACAUAAGUAUAUACCUACCGUGUAAGUUAAUCACUCCAAAUAUGUAUGUAAAUUAUUAACUAUUUCCUUGAAGCGAUCAACUUAAGUAUGGUUUGCUCUCUGAACAGCCUUAUCAUUUAAGUUUAUCCGCAAACUACGAUCGAUUCGGUUCAAUUUAUACCGAUAUACAUAAUCAUAAUGAGAACGGAUUCUAUUAUUUCAAAUUAAAAUAAAAAAGCUUGUACAUUUCAAUAGAAUG
Messenger RNA from Drosophila subobscura, 2647 nucleotides. It is a transcript of the gene uzip, whose product is annotated as protein unzipped. Lineage: Eukaryota; Metazoa; Arthropoda; Insecta; Diptera; Drosophilidae. The transcript has 5 exons. Bases 292 to 1800 code for a protein of 502 amino acids. The record is from RefSeq and is a predicted model, not a curated record.